CCCCUAUGAUCCCGCUGAAAUGCACCAGCCAGCAUUUGAUGUCCUUGUCCAAGAACGCCAGGCCUAGUAGCCCAAGAUAUAUGUAUUGUACAGCACAUGUAUAUAGUUGUAAGUACCUUGGCUAUAGCGAAAUACCCUCCAGGUCCCGCGCGAUAAUCGCCAUCUGCGCCCUCUUCGCGGCCUCUGCGACGAGAUUAAAAUCCUGCAGGAAUGUCGCCGUGGUGUUCUGCCCGCAACCAGCAGGAUGUGAAGAGUAUUGCGACGCCGGGUGGGGGGCUCUGGGCACCUCUUGUUGCUGAGAGGUUGUAUUUGUCGGGGCUGUAUGGGUCGUGUAGUGGAAGCUGGGUGAAGAGGAGUGACGUUCCCCAUAAGGUUGCUGCUGGGAAGCCAUUUGGAAGAACUGGUAGUGGCCGAGGGAGAAUGGUCUCUUGAAGAUAAUCGAUUUGCGUCCGAGUGGGUAGAUUCAAUAGAUGCUCGCAGUUCUAUGUUGCAGCAGAUGUAUAGAGGUCAGGAAGAAGAUCGCUGGUCAAUGGGUUUAAAUUAUCCAGCAUUUGGUGUCAGCAGCGGCGUGGAGGCACGAGGCACGAGGCACGAGGGGAAGGGGAAGGUGAAUCCUGCUUCGCGGGAGGGCGGCUUGGGGUUUCCCUGGUCGUUAUCUCAGCUUCAUCAACUCUAG
Histoplasma capsulatum G186AR is the source of this 676-nucleotide messenger RNA. RefSeq lists its product as uncharacterized. NCBI's taxonomy places the organism in Eukaryota, Fungi, Ascomycota, Eurotiomycetes, Onygenales, Ajellomycetaceae. The coding region runs from base 485 to 676 and encodes 63 amino acids. The transcript has a single exon. The record is from RefSeq and is a predicted model, not a curated record.